Bactrocera oleae (olive fruit fly) is the source of this 560-nucleotide messenger RNA. RefSeq names its product homeobox protein E60. Gene Ontology annotation, cellular component: nucleus. Gene Ontology annotation, molecular function: DNA-binding transcription factor activity, RNA polymerase II-specific; RNA polymerase II cis-regulatory region sequence-specific DNA binding. NCBI's taxonomy places the organism in Eukaryota, Metazoa, Arthropoda, Insecta, Diptera, Tephritidae. The record is from RefSeq and is a predicted model, not a curated record. Gene Ontology annotation, biological process: regulation of transcription by RNA polymerase II; neuron differentiation; multicellular organism development.
AUGGCAGCGGUAUCUAGCUGUGGCAGGGACUCAUUGUCGAAGGACGAAAGCCCGCGUGCACGUAAGCCGAAGAAGUUGGCCGGUGAGAAGGGCAGUAGCAGCGGUGCAUCGAAUGGCAGCGGAAGCGGAGGUGGCGGUGCUGCCACCGCAGAGGAUAAACGACCGCGCACGGCGUUCAGUGGAUCGCAAUUGGCGCGCUUGAAGCACGAGUUCACCGAGAAUCGUUAUCUAAGAAAGCGACGUCAGCAACUUAGCUCCGAACUGGGACUAAAUGGAGCGCAUAAAAUUUGGUUUCAAAACAAACGUGCCAAACAAAAGUCAAGCGGCACUAAGAAUCCUUUGGCCCUGCAACUUAUGGCGCAAGGCCUAAACACUCCGACGGUGCCGCUGACGCGAGAAGAAGAAGAACUGCAAGAGCUGCAGGAGCGCGAAAACGCAGCAGCGGCCGCCGCAGCAGCAGAGGUAAGAAAUGGUGGCGCAACAACAGCCACAACUGUGUCCACGUAGGUAGUCUCGUGAUGCUGAGGUAAUUGUAUUUGGAGACAACGAAGUAAUAACUA